AUGAAUUCACUCGUUACUCAAUAUGCUGCUCCGUUGUUUGAGCGUUAUCCCCAACUUCAUGACUAUUUACCAACUUUAGAGCGACCAUUUUUCAAUAUUUCGUUGUGGGAACAUUUCGAUGAUAUCGUCACUCAUGUAACUAACGGUAGAUUUGUUCCAAGCGAAUUUCAAUUCGUUGUAGGUGAAUUACCAUUAAGUACGUUGCCCCCUGUACUAUACACCAUCGCUGCUUAUUAUGUUAUUAUUUUUGGUGGCAGAUUUUUGUUAAGUAAGUCGAAGCCAUUGAAAUUGAAUGGCCUUUUUCAAUUGCACAAUUUGUUUUUAACUUCCCUUUCAUUGACGCUAUUAUUGCUUAUGAUUGAACAGUUAGUGCCAAUUAUUGUUCAGCACGGGUUAUACUUCGCUAUCUGUAAUAUUGGCGCUUGGACUCAACCGCUUGUUACAUUAUAUUACAUGAAUUACAUUGUCAAGUUUAUUGAAUUUAUAGACACCUUUUUCUUGGUGCUAAAACAUAAAAAAUUGACAUUUUUGCAUACUUAUCACCAUGGCGCUACUGCCUUAUUAUGUUACACCCAAUUGAUGGGCACCACCUCUAUUUCUUGGGUCCCUAUUUCAUUGAACCUUGGUGUCCAUGUGGUUAUGUAUUGGUAUUAUUUCCUAGCCGCCAGAGGCAUUAGGGUCUGGUGGAAAGAAUGGGUUACCAGAUUUCAAAUUAUUCAAUUUGUUUUGGAUAUCGGUUUCAUUUAUUUUGCUGUCUACCAAAAAGCAGUUCACUUAUAUUUCCCAAUUUUGCCACAUUGUGGUGACUGUGUGGGUUCAACGACAGCCACUUUUGCCGGUUGCGCUAUUAUUUCUUCAUAUUUGGUACUAUUCAUCUCAUUCUACAUUAACGUUUAUAAGCGUAAAGGCACCAAAACCAGUAGAGUGGUAAAGCGUGCUCACGGUGGUGUUGCCGCAAAAGUCAAUGAGUACGUUAACGUUGACUUGAAAAACGUUCCUACUCCAUCUCCAUCGCCAAAACCUCAACACAGAAGAAAAAGGUAA
Messenger RNA from Saccharomyces paradoxus, 1044 nucleotides. It is a transcript of the gene ELO2, whose product is annotated as fatty acid elongase ELO2. Bases 1 to 1044 code for a protein of 347 amino acids. The transcript has a single exon. Gene Ontology annotation, molecular function: fatty acid elongase activity. NCBI's taxonomy places the organism in Eukaryota, Fungi, Ascomycota, Saccharomycetes, Saccharomycetales, Saccharomycetaceae. Gene Ontology annotation, cellular component: endoplasmic reticulum membrane. The record is from RefSeq and is a predicted model, not a curated record. Gene Ontology annotation, biological process: fatty acid elongation, saturated fatty acid; very long-chain fatty acid biosynthetic process; fatty acid elongation, monounsaturated fatty acid.